GCGCCCGCCCUCCGCCGCCGCGCCGGGCCAUGGCCGGCCAGUUCGACGCAGAGGACCAGGCGAGCUGGUACUGGGGGCGCCUGAGCCGGGCCGAGGCGGUGGCACUGCUGCAGGGGCAGCGCCACGGCACCUUCCUGGUGCGCGACUCCGGCACCAUCCCGGGCGACUUCGUGCUCUCCGUCUCCGAGAGCUCCCGCGUCUCGCACUACAUCGUCAACAGCCACGGCGGCGCGGCCGGAGCCGCCUCGCCCCCGCCCGCCGGAUUGAAUCCUCCUAGGUUUCGAAUAGGUGAUCAAGAGUUUGACUCCCUGCCAGCAUUGUUGGAGUUCUACAAAAUACACUACUUGGACACUACCACCUUGAUAGAACCUGUUUCAAAAUCCAAGCAUAACAGUGAUGUGCAAUUGAGGCAGGAAGAAGCUGAGUAUGUCCGAGCCCUUUUUGACUUUACUGGCAACGACGAUGAAGAUCUUCCAUUUAAAAAAGGAGACAUACUGAGAAUUUUGGAAAAGCCUGAAGAGCAAUGGUGGAAUGCAGAACACAGCGAAGGCAAGAGAGGGAUGAUCCCUGUUCCCUAUGUGGAGAAGUACAGACCUGCCUCUGCUUCUGUAUCUGCUCCAAUUGGAGGUAACCAGGAUAGCCCACUCCCACCACCGCUUGGUGGACCAGAGCCAGGCCCCUACGCCCAGCCCAGCAUCAACACUCCACUCCCCAACCUGCAGAACGGCCCAAUUUUUGCUCGAGUUAUCCAGAAGCGUGUACCUAAUGCCUAUGACAAGACAGCCUUGGCUUUGGAGGUUGGCGAGCUGGUAAAGGUCACCAAGAUCAAUAUGAGUGGCCAGUGGGAAGGGGAGUGCAACAACAGGCGAGGGCAUUUCCCAUUCACACAUGUCCGGCUACUCGAUCAGCAGAACCCCGAGGAAGACUUCAGCUGAGUGUGGCUCAACUGUUCUGCUUACAGAUGGGAACAAGAACAGGGUGUUUCACUGCAGCAGCAAGAGAGACUGUUCAUAAAUACGUCAAAGGCAGUGCUGUUUUUGCACGCAUCCUGGUAGAUAAACUAGCCCUGGGAUCCAACAUCUGACAGAGGCUUGUGUUUUCAGGGGACGCAAUGCAAUGGCUUUGGUGCCAAGUGCUCAAACUAGCACACAAGCAUAUAGGUAUGUUCAAGAUAUUGCCUCUCUCCCUUCCCCGUAACCCUGCAGUAGGAUAAGAAUACUAUGGAAGUUUUGUUUGUGGCCUUCAUAGACAGAAAGCCUCAACAAUUAUGUAGGAGCCUCAUAACGUGUUAACCAGAGUUCUUCCCCCCCUUUGGAUUUGCUUGAUGAUGAAACUUCUGUGUCAUAACUGCUUAUUGCAUAAUGAGUAAACUGCAAGGAACAGAUGGUUGUUUCUUUAACUGAAUAUAGCCAUAUCAGGAUAGCUACAGCACAACAACUGGGAUUUAUAGUUGUUCAAGGCCCAACCCAUACCUCCUCCUGAAUACCCAAGAAGGAAUUUCCUAGAAAUUGUUCUCCAUUAUAUUCAUAGUAAGUAGCUGAUUUAACCUUGGAACUAGAUAUUAAUACAUAUAAAUGUGGGUAGACCACUAAACCUUCCUUGCAGUUCAGCAAACCAUGUUCAUUGCCCAGUAUUCAUUACUGUAAGGGUCUGAGAGUUACUUAAACCAGUUGGAGAAUGAGGAAAGAAAAAGGGAGAAUCUGAAAGUUUGUUUAAUUACUCUUUCAAUGUAGCAAAUGAGCAUUGCCAACUUAAACUGAAAUGCCAAAUCCUUUUCCUCUAAAACUUGCUGUUUGGGAUUGUUUUGUUUCCAUCUGUCAAGCAUUCAAAUGGUAGAUUCAUGAAGAUCUUAUUUUUAAUAAACUAAUGGAAAUACUUAUCGUUCUGGACUGAUUCUAAGAAAUAUAUAGUUCACAAAAGUGAGCAUUUUAUAGCUUUCUCUAUUCAAUACUUGAACUUUCAACUUUUUUGUACUAAUAUUUCCAAGGCUGUUUAUCGCCAAAUCAUUUUUUACCCAAUUCCCCAAAAACUGGAUGCUUAGCAAGAAGCAACACCUCCUCCUCUGCAUCCCCCCCCCCACAUCCUUUUGGGAGAAGAAUGGAUUGCAGCUGCAGGGGCAGGUUUGUACAGAAGGCCUUCUUGCUAAACAAUACAGCCCAUUAGAUGCUUACAUAUGGAACAGUAUCAUUCCGCUAUUUUAACCAUACUGAACGACUCCCAUUACUGAAAACCUUUCUGCCAUGAAAGGCUUGCAGCAAAACAGGGCACAAGACAGUCUGCCUUUAGAAAUGCAACACAGAAGUGGCUAAGAUAUUCUUUCACUGCUGACAGAGUGCAAUCGCUUUACUUAGAAGGAGCUGGUCCAGAGGGCAUUCUUAGGCUUUUGAGCACUGCCAAAAGCAGUCCCUCCCAACCUUGGAUCCCUGAAUAAUGUUGGCCUAACUCCCACUACCUGAAGCCAGCAUAAACCGUGAUAGGGCAUGGGAGCUGCAGGCCAACCAAGCCAGCAUCUGCUGGCUUAAGGAGGCAUAUUUGUCUCUCCGUACCAAAACAACUGCUAUUCGGCAAUGCCGUAGAGAUUUCGCAAAAUGAAGGCUGGGAAGGGAAGGCUGGGAAGGUGGUGUAUGCCCUGCCCAGUCUGGAUAUCCUGCUCAGACCCUUGAGCAAAGAGCGUGGCUUUGCUCCUUAACUGGAAUGCAGUAGUAGAUAUUUGCUAUAGUCUCUAAAGUACGUUUACUCAUUUCCUGGUCACUGCUCCUUUAAGGCAGUCAAACUCUUCCUAUGGAGCAGGCUGAUAACUAUAUAUACUUCCAGUCCACAUGAUCAGGCUUUGCUUUGGCUGGUUUAGUGGUUUCUCUUGCAAACUACCGCAUAUUUUGUCGUGAAAACUACGUUUCAAGUAGAAAUGGAAGACUUUUAAUUAAACACUAUGACCUGCUUUGCAUGAUCAAAAUAGCUCACUGUGGUCUGUUUAUGUCAUAGUGGGUUGCAGUGCCUGCCUGCCAGAAUUUCUUUAAUCCUUGUGCAGCUCUCAGUCCCCCGAGUGCAUAUGACACAAGUCAUGGCUGGGCACUGAAUAUUCAAAAUACUUUCUGGCACACACCACUGCCCCUCAUGGUUUACACAGUACAUGGUGACUGUUUGAUCAUGGGAGCCCCUCUGCUGAAUUUUAAAUAUCAGCUUGGCAGGAUGAAGAAUUUUAGAGCAGGGUUUGUGAAGUGACAGUGAUUCAUUUGGAAGUGGAAACUGAAUAAAUCUAUAAUUUGAUACAUUGUUCAUAUUUGAAACAAAUUCAUAUUUCAAACAAGCUUUAAAGUUUGUUGGCAUUAAUUAACUCAAAAAGUCCUGGACCAGGUCCCUGGUUGGUUCAUUUGCUCUCUCAGCAGCAAAGCUCCUCUGCUUGCAAUUAUAAAGUUGUGAAGCCAUCAUGAGGCGGGUUCCUUGUCCUAGAACUAAAGUUACCUUAAAGGCUUCUAAGAGCAUGCUUGGCUGCCCUGUUUUCGUUUUUUGCAUAGGUAAACUAAAUUCAGUUGAAAUGCGUUUUCUCUCUAACGUUUCAGUCAAGCCCAGCCUUUCAUACUAAAAGCUGAUGUGGUUGAAUCUUACUCUAUCUGAAUUCUUAAUAUUGCAAGUAUUUUAAUCAUCUCGAAUAGCAUGCCAUUUGGCUGAAAGAUGCUAAGUAAACAAACCUGAAGCAGAAUCAUAUGUAAAAAUGUGCCACUGUAUUAUAUAACACUACACACUUUUUUGACAGUAAAUUUUUGUAGCAUGUAAUCAACAUGUGCAUAAUACUAAAUAAAGAUGCAAAACAA
Varanus komodoensis (Komodo dragon) is the source of this 3812-nucleotide messenger RNA. It is a transcript of the gene CRK, whose product is annotated as CRK proto-oncogene, adaptor protein. NCBI's taxonomy places the organism in Eukaryota, Metazoa, Chordata, Lepidosauria, Squamata, Varanidae. The transcript has 3 exons. The record is from RefSeq and is a predicted model, not a curated record. The coding region runs from base 30 to 935 and encodes 301 amino acids. Gene Ontology annotation, molecular function: protein binding.